This is a messenger RNA of Pieris rapae (cabbage white), 1981 nucleotides long. RefSeq lists its product as uncharacterized. Lineage: Eukaryota; Metazoa; Arthropoda; Insecta; Lepidoptera; Pieridae. The coding region runs from base 254 to 1468 and encodes 404 amino acids. The transcript is spliced from 2 exons. The record is from RefSeq and is a predicted model, not a curated record.
AAAGUUUCACUACCCUUAAAAGUGUUUCCUUUUCCGGUUUUCUAACCCAAGCUCGGGAAAUGAAGAAAAUCAAUAGGUGUAAUAGUCAAUACUAUGUAGUCAAUAUUUAUUUAAUUCCUUGAGUAUAAGUAAUGAAAGUUUUAAAAGCAGUGGCUCAAAGUCGUCAAAUAAUAUACCACGAAAUACAAUCCUUACUUGGAUAUAUAAGAAAAGACCUUUUUUGUAUCAGUCUUUAAAUCUAAAAUAAUUAAGUAUGGCUAAAGUAGAACAACCAUUGUUUAUUUUACCAAAGAAACGAAAUGGCAAGAAGCAAAACUCGAUAGGUGGGCAUGUUGACCACAUCAUCACUGUUCAGGGAGCUACAGAUACAGAAAUUCCAUCAAAAUAUAAAAAUGGGUUAUCACCAGUAUCUGAACAUGUCGCUAACGGGAUAAUCCACUCUACAAUGGAAGGCCUCAAAUCAAACAUGAAAAUUAACUUGCCCAUUAUUAAUGAUGUUAAUGAUGAAGAUAUUACAGAAAUAAUCACUGAAUCUAAACCAUGUCUGCAGAAAAAUGGUUACCAACCUUUAACAUUGAAUAAUAGUAGAGAAAUUAUUGAUCUUUCACCUAUCUAUGAAAACUCUUCAGAUGCAUGCUCUAGUCAUGGAGAUUUGAGAGAUGAAAAUGAAAUACAGAAAAGUUGCAGAAUGUUAAAUUCUGACACCAACGAAAGUGCAUGCCCAACUCCUAACACCCUUUCUCAAACCCAUUCAGAAGUAAGUUUAGAAAUGGGUACAAUGACUGAUAGCCUCAAAAAUAGUGCUAAGAGAAAGAAGAGAGUUAACAUUGUUUCUGGUAUUACCGAGUCAGAAAAUACCGAAACUGAGAUCACAGCCUUAAGAGUGGAUUCUGAAGCAUCUCUUACUACCAAUUGCUCAUUAUCAGAGAGUAAAGAUGGUUACUUGACCAUGACUGGUACUAUAAAACGUGGUAAGAAAAAAGGUCAAAACGUAGAUGUAAAACUAAAUAUAUCUCGUGAAGAAUUGGAAAUUAUAGAGGCAUCAAUAGUUGCAGAUGAGUUAAGUAAAAUGGAUGUGUCUCAAUGCUCACUGUAUAAUGGUCCACAUAUAUUCUUAUUCAGCCUCCUCUGUAUACCAAUAGUUGUCUGUAUUUCUGCUGGCUAUUCAUUUUAUAUGGGUACUCUGGCUUGGUACAAUAUUUUUUCACAUGUUACUGAAGAGUAUACUUGUGUUAAAAAGAUGUUUUUGGCACCAAUAGUAAUUUUAUCAUACCCAUUUCUAAUUGUUAUCUUUACAAUUGGCCUAGGACUUUAUGCAGGUAUAGUACAAUUGACAUUUAGUGGAGCAAACUGGUGGAAAGAUGUAUGUGACUUUGAGAAAGGUUUUUAUGGUUGGUUGUGUAAUGUAUUAGGCUUGGCUGAGUGUAGUCCAUAUGAGGUUGUAAUUCUAAUGGAUGUCAAACCAUAACAAUGCUCAAGCAUAUGUUUAACAAGAUUUGUGGUGAAUACAGAUUUAAACCAAACACACCCAUUAUAUAGAAUUAUUACUUAUCUAAAAAUAGGUUUAUUAACAUUCUUAUGAAAAAAAAAACGUAGAGGAAGUUAAUUUAUUAUAAAAAUAAACACUGCCUUUGCUAAAAUAAAUUUUUAAGGAUUUUCUUACGUAUCAUAUAAUUUUUGACUUAAGAAUAAUUUUAAAUGUGGGAGAAGAAUCUAGAAAUUGGGAUCAAAGUAUGUUGAGGUUUCUUUGGAAUGAACUUAAUAGAUUAAUCACCUCAUGCAAUUCUUAUAAGAUUGCAUUAGAUAAGACAAAUUCAAAAUCUUCCUGCUCAGCUUCCCGUUUAUACCUUAUACUUUAUAUGUACUAUUUUUAAUAAUUUAGGAAUAGGUUAUCAAUAUUGUCCAUAUCAUUCAUUAGAUAUUAUCACUUAGUUUUCACACUGGGUUGUGUUUUUAUUUGUGAUAACAUAAAAUCUCAAAU